AUGAAUCCCAGCAACAAUCCAAACCGUCGUCGUUCUAAUCCCGAUCGAGAUCCUCCUGGUUUAUAUCGUGAAGAUGCUGCUACAGAUCUUCAUGGUUAUGGAGGCCAUCAUCGCGAAGGUGAACGAAGAUAUUCACGAGAUAUACAAACAGAUGGCUCAGCUCCUCGAUAUCGAGUGCGUGAGUUCGGUGUACCCCGCGAUCAAGCAGCCCGCGAUGCAACCCACGAUUCGUCGAUAUGGGAUGAGAAAGAGAAGAGAGAUGGGAGAAGAUAUGAAGAAAGAGGAGGUGGUUCCGGUGGUAAUUUCGGUGGUCGUUCCGGUGGUCGUUAA
Messenger RNA from Sclerotinia borealis F-4128, 330 nucleotides. Lineage: Eukaryota; Fungi; Ascomycota; Leotiomycetes; Helotiales; Sclerotiniaceae. The record is from the annotation of a GenBank genome assembly.